Molecule: messenger RNA, 5078 nt
Organism: Papilio xuthus (Asian swallowtail)
Lineage: Eukaryota; Metazoa; Arthropoda; Insecta; Lepidoptera; Papilionidae
Product: Protein tyrosine phosphatase 10D
Exons: 28
Biological process (GO): protein dephosphorylation
Molecular function (GO): protein binding; protein tyrosine phosphatase activity
Source: RefSeq, a predicted model, not a curated record
AGUGUAUGGUAGUGAAUGACAACUGGUGACAACCUGUUGGCAUAUGACAACAUAGCUAUAAUAAUCUAAGUUUAAUGUGAUUAUAUUCAAUACGAUAUCAUCAGUUUAUCAACUCUUGCAAUGAUGUUUUACCAAUGCACUUUGUGACGAUGCCAAGUUGGCGUAAAGUUAUAUAAAUUAAGUAUGAUUCUGAACGUGAGUAAUGGUGUUUAUUUGGAAGAGAAAGUGUCCUGUGAAAUCAGAGAGUGGCCUUCAAUGAUGUGGAAGAAGUGUAUUGUGCAAGCAGCAGCGGCUGUCCGUAGAGCUUGCAGCGCUUGCGUACUGCGGGCCGCAGGAGUCGCGCUGCUCGUCCUCAUCGCCGCUGGCGCGCUGGCCGGCGCCGCGGCCGCCGACCUGGUGAUCGAGAUCCCGGCGUCGGGCGCGGGUGUGGGCGGCGAGGCGGCAGGAGCGCGCUACCGGCUCGACUACACGCCGCCGCAGGGCUCGCCCGAGCCCAACUUCACGGUGCCGGCGCAGGCGUCCACCAUCAACUUCCGCGGCCUGCCUGGCACCAAGUACCACUUCAUGCUCUACUACUCUAAUGCCACCUUCGCGGACUUGCUGACAUGGAACCAGACCAUCAUCACCGCCCCGGAGCCGCCCACCAACCUGACGGUGACGCAGGGCCGCAACAAGAAGACCAUCAUAACGUGGUCGCCGCCCGCGCACGGGGACUACACCGGAUUCCGCUUCAAGGUGAUACCGCUGACGGAGGCGCGCGAGGGCGCCCGCAACAUCACCGUGGAGGGCGGCAACGGGAGCUAUGCGGUGCGCGACCUCGCGCCCGGCGCCACCUACCAGCUGCACGCCUUCACCCUGCUGCACGACAAGGAGAGCGCCGCCUACGCCUCGCGCAACUUCACCGUCCGGCCCAACACGCCGGGCAAGUUCAUCGUGUGGUUCCGCAACGAGACCACGUUGCUGGUGCUGUGGCAGCCGCCCUACCCGCCCGGCGCCUACACCCACUAUAAGGUGUCGAUCGAGCCGCGCGACGCCCGCGACUCGGAGUUGUACGUGGAGAAGGAGGGCGAGCCGCCGGGGCCCGCGCAGGCCGCUUUCAAGGGGUUGGUGCCGGGGCGCGCGUACAACAUCUCCGUGCAGACGGUGUCGGAGCCCGAGGUGUCGGCGCCCACCACGGCGCAGUACCGCACCGUGCCGCUGCGCCCGCGCAACGUCACCGUGGACGCGCGCGACCUGCGCGAGACCUCCUUCCGCGUCUCGUGGCUGCCGCCCGCCGACCACAGUGAGUUCGAGAAGUACCAGGUGUCGGUGGCGCUGGCGGAGAGCGCGGGCNNGGGCGGGCGCCGCAUCGCGCCGGUGGUGCGCGCGCGCGACGAUCCCACGACGGCGACGUUCGAGGGCCUGGAGCCGGGCGGGCACUACACCGUCACGGUGAAGACCAUGUCGGGCAAGGUGACCUCGUGGCCCGCCGCCGCGGACUUCACGCUCAAGCCGCUGGCAGUGCGCGGGCUGGAGUGGCGCAACGCGGCCGCCGGCGAGGGCCUGCUGCUGUGGUGGCAGCCCGCCGAGGGCAGCACGCAGGAUGAGUACAAGGUGUCCUACCACGAGACGGGCCCCUCGCACGACGACAGCAGCACGCUCACCACGGCCGCCACCAACGUGACGCUGGAGGGACUGCUGCCCGGGCGCAACUACACCAUCUCGGUGAGCGCGGUGUCGCGCGGCGCAGAGUCCAACGAGACGGUGCGGUGGGCGGCGCGACGGCCGCUGGCGCCGGCGCUGCAGACGGCGGCGGCGGAGCGGGGCGCGCUGCGGCUGGCGUGGCGCGCCGACGUCACCUCGCGCCAGCAGGCCUACCAGCUGCGGUACCGCCGCCGCGCCGCAGACGAGCCCUUCCGCACGUUGGAGACGCGCGAUACGAACGCGACACUGCAGGAGCUGGUGCCCGGCGCCGUGUAUGAGAUCCGGCUGGCGGCGCUCAGCCACGGCCUGCUCAGCGAGUGGAACAGCGUGCUGGAGCCCGUGCGUCCCCUGCCGGCGGAGUGGGUCGAGGUGAAGCGCGCCACCUCCAACUCGGUGUCGGUGCGGUGGCGCGGCCCGCCCGCCGGCGCCGUCGGCUCCUUCGCGCUGCGCUACCGCACGCAGGAGCCGCCGCACGCCGCCUGGACCCCGCUGCCGCCCUUCCCGCCCUCGCAAAACUACGCGGAGAUCACGAACAUGACCCACGGCGAGCGCUACACCAUCGAGCUGGAUACGGAGAGCGAGGCGGCCGAGCACAAGGCCGUGCCCAGCGGCCGCCCGCUCAGCGCCGAGCACACCGUCCGGCCCAAUCCCGUGUCCAACGUGGAGCAGCUGGCUGACACGCUCAACAUGACGCUGGAAUGGCCGCGCCCCGCCGGUCGCGUCGAGUGGUACGAGCUGCGCUGGUGGCCCGGCGGCGACGAGGGCGAGGGCGCGGGCGAGGGCGAGGGCGGCGACGAGGGCGAGGGCGCGGGCGAGGGCGCGGGCGUGGGCGCGGGCGCUCGCAACAUCAGCGCGGGGUCGGAGCGGCGGGUGCGCGCGGCGCUGUGGGGGCUGCGGCCGGGGCGGGGCUACAACGUGUCCAUCGCGGCGCACUCCUACAACCUCACCAGCGAGCUGUUCACGAUGCACGCGCGCACGCGGCCCGUCAUCCAGUCGGAGAUGAUCGUGAACGAGUCCAGCCGGCCGGAGGCAGACGACAACGAGACCGUGUCCGCGGACCUGCGCGUCGUGUACACGCGCACGCCGGCCGCCGCCUCGCGCUUCGACCUGUACCGCUUCCGGCUGGAGGGCGCGGGCGAGGCGCCGCGCACCGCCGAGCGCGCCGCCCACGCGCCCGCCGCCGACUCCCACCCCGUCGACUUCCGCGGCCUCGUGCCCGGCCGCCUGUACAACCUCACCAUGUGGACCGUCAGCCGCAACGUCACCUCGCACCCCGUGCAGCGCCAGGCGCGCCUCUACCCGCGCCCGGUGUCGGAGCUGCGCGCGACGGAGGUGGGCGCGCGGCACGUGGCGCUGGCGUGGGCGCGCCCGCCCGGCGACUUCACCGACUUCGAGGUGCAGUACCUGGCGGCGCCCGACCAGCUGCAGGCGGUGCGCACGGAGCGCCUGCGCCUCAACCUCACCGCGCUGCAGCCGCACACCGACUACACCUUCACCGUCGAGGUGCUGUCGGGCACCCCGGCCACCAUCCUGACCAGGUCGCGGGCGCGCUCGCUGGCGGUGCGCACGCGUGAGGCCCCGCCGGCCGCGCCCAGCGCCUUCGCGCCCAGCGACGCGCGCCCAAACGAGCUCACCUUCUCCUGGCGCCUACCGCCCGCCGAGCGCCACGGCGUGCUGCGCCGCUUCGCCCUCGCCUACUGGCCGCGCGACCGUCCCGACCAUCUGCGCACGCUGCACUUCCCGCCCGACGCGAGCGGCGGCAGCGUGGCUGGCCUGGUGCCGGGCGUGACGUACGAGUUCGAGCUGCGCGGGGAGUCGGGCGCGGGGGCGGGCGCCGCCGCGCGCUGGAGCCAGCACAUGGCCAUCGCCGCGCCGCCGCGCCCCCGGCACGAUGCUCUGCCCGCCCCCGUCGCCCGCACCAGCUCCACGGUGGCGGUGCGGUUCCGCGCGGACUACUUCUCUGCGGCCAACGGGAACGUGACCGCGUACACGCUGGUGGUGGGGGAGGAGCCGCGCAACGACACGCCCGCGCGCCUGCCCUCCUGGCGCGACGUGCACCGCCUGCCGCUCUGGCCGCCCUACCAGGUGACGGAGCCCUACUACCCGUUCCACGCGUCCGCCGUGGAGGAGUUCACGAUAGGGUCCGAGCGCUGCGAGGGCGGCGGCCGCGCCUACUGCAACGGCCCGCUCAAGCCCAACGCGCGCUACUACGUCAAGCUGCGCGCCUUCACCGCGCCCGACAAGUUCACCGACACCGCCUACACGCAGGUCUUCACAGAGGCGGACAACACGGCGUGGAUCGCCGGCGGCGCGGGCGCGGUGCUGGCGGCGGUGUGCGGCGCGGCGGGCGCGCUGCUGCUGCGCCGGCGUCGUGCGCGUCGGGCCGCGCCCGCACACUGCCCGCCCGCACCCGUCGCCUCGCGCCCCGUGCGCGUCUCCGACUUCAUCGACCACUAUCGCCUCAUGUCCGCCGACUCCGACUUCAGGUUCAGCGAGGAGUUCGAGGAGCUAAAGCACGUGGGGCGCGAGCAGCCGUGCACGGCGGCCGACCUGCCCUGCAACCGCCCCAAGAACCGCUUCACCAACAUCCUGCCGUACGACCACUCGCGCUACAAGCUGCAGCCCGUCGACGACGAGGAGGGCUCCGACUACAUCAACGCCAACUACGUGCCCGGACACAACUCGCCGCGCGAGUUCAUCGUGACGCAGGGGCCGCUGCACUGCACGCGUGACGAUUUCUGGCGCAUGUGCUGGGAGUCCGGCUCGCGCGCCAUCGUGAUGCUGACGCGGUGCGUGGAGAAGGGCCGCGAGAAGUGCGACCGCUACUGGCCCUACGACACGCGCCCCGUCUACUACGGGGACAUCGCCGUCACCGCGCUCAACGAGAGCCGCUACGCCGACUGGACCGUCACCGAGCUGGCGGUGUGCCGCGGCGCCGAGCAGCGCGUCCUCAAGCACUUCCACUUCACCACCUGGCCCGAUUUCGGCGUGCCCGAUCCGCCCACCGCGCUCGCCAGGUACCUCGCCCUCUAACGAUACACUUGCUGUGCAGCUGGCGGCGCACGCGGAGUACCUGGACAUCUUCGGCAUGGUGCACAGCAUGCGGCGCGAGCGCGUGUGGAUGGUGCAGACGGAGCAGCAGUACAUCUGCAUCCACCAGUGCGGGACAUCUUCGGCAUGGUGCACAGCAUGCGGCGCGAGCGCGUGUGGAUGGUGCAGACGGAGCAGCAGUACAUCUGCAUCCACCAGUGCGUCGUGGCGGCGCUCGAGGGCCGCGACCUGGCGCCGCCGCCCGCCCACAGCCACCACCACAACCCGGCCUUCGAAGACGACGAGGGCAUCGCGGAGUCUGGCAUGUGAGCGCGCGCCGUGCCCGCCGUGCCCGUCGCGUCCGC